Messenger RNA from Mercurialis annua (annual mercury), 1170 nucleotides. Its product is annotated as bark storage protein A-like. The transcript has 5 exons. Gene Ontology annotation, molecular function: catalytic activity. The record is from RefSeq and is a predicted model, not a curated record. The coding region runs from base 144 to 1070 and encodes 308 amino acids. Gene Ontology annotation, biological process: nucleoside metabolic process. Lineage: Eukaryota; Viridiplantae; Streptophyta; Magnoliopsida; Malpighiales; Euphorbiaceae.
UUACUAUGAAAGAACAUUUCUUUAGAAAUACAAAUUACAAUUUUAGAUUCAAAUCGAAGAAUAGUUCAACACAAAAACCUUAAGAAAGCCUUUCACAUAAUUAUUUCAUCAUAUUUGUUCUAAAUUAUAACCAUAAACUCAAUAUGGCUAUGAAAAUGGUGGUGGUGGUUCUUGGCAUGGUGGCUGCUAUGGUGCAACACUCAGUGCAACAUGAUGAUCAUUUGACAAUUCCUGGUUCUGGUUGUGUCCGUAAAAUCUAUGGCCAAAUUUUACCUUUUGGCAUCGUUGUGACUAGCGAAUUUGCCGAACAGGCGCUUAACGAGUCUGGUGUAUUUACUCCGACUACAUUCGUUGAUUUGCAUGGCAGAAAAUUCAUCCGUGGGAUUAUAUAUCAAACUACUGUCGUGUACGUUAGAACUCUAAGCACUCCAUCGAUAAAUGUGGGUCUAACUGCCCAAAUUUUGGCUGAUAACUUCAAUCUGAGCGGAAUCAUUUACUAUGGAAGUGCUGGAGCUACUAAUGAGAGCUUAUCGAUAGGCGAUGUUCAUAUUCCAGGACAGCUUGCCUUCACCGGAAACUGGGAUUGGCUGAGCAUGGCCAAUUUUCCUGUUGGCGAGCUUAAUAUCGAAGAUUUUAACGUUCCACAAAGUGGUGCAAACUCGUUGGGAAGUAUAAUGUUCGAAAGAAACAGCGAAAUGUACUACAAUGGUGAGACUAAAAAUCGUUUCUGGACUCCGGUUAGCCCUGAAUGUCUCUCUUAUGCAUCUAAGAUUAUGCCUGGACCAGAAAUACCAGUAGUUUGGUUUCAACUCAAUGCUUCUAGCUCCGACAUUUACGUCGAAAAUCCAUCAUACAGAGACUUCCUUUACAAGAAAUUUAGGGUUUCAAGUGUUGAUACUUCCUCAUUUGCUAUUGCAUUGGCUGCUUUGUCGAAUGAUUUACCAUACAUUGUGUUCCAUGGAAUUUCAAACAUGGCAGAUGAGUAUCCGCACAGAGAAGCAAGCUUUAAUGCCAACGUCAAUGCUGUGAAGGUUCUUUUGCGAUUCAUUUGGCUAACACAAGAACAUUGACUUGGUUCUUAAAAGUGGUCAAGCUUUUCCCUUUCAGAUACUAAAUAAAUAAAUUAUUGGCCCUAUUUAUUUUUACAAAAGAUAGCUAGGGUUUUAUUUA